Molecule: messenger RNA, 1972 nt
Organism: Morus notabilis
Lineage: Eukaryota; Viridiplantae; Streptophyta; Magnoliopsida; Rosales; Moraceae
Product: phosphatidate cytidylyltransferase 1
Exons: 12
Coding region: 311-1579 (422 amino acids)
Cellular component (GO): endoplasmic reticulum membrane
Molecular function (GO): phosphatidate cytidylyltransferase activity
Source: RefSeq, a predicted model, not a curated record
CUUUUCGAUCUUUCGGUUUUGCACAAAAUUUGUUGCUUCGCUUUUUCUCAAAUCCCUCUCUGUGCGAAAUUCAUAUUCGCCUCCUUUUGCUCUCUUCGGGUUUUCGAACCUCUUUCUCUCUCUACAUCUCUCACUCUCACUCUAAACAUAAACAAAACCAGAACAAAGAAGAAGAAGAACUUGCUGCUCUCUGUCUCUCUCCAUCUCUCUGCUUCUUUCUCGCUCCGACUUUCUCUCAGAUUUGAAUGUGGUACAUUUCUGCAUUAUAUGUAUUCGUAUUCGUAUGAGUGAAAAGAAAAUUUAAAGAGUCAUGCAAAAAGAUAAUACUAGCACCCCAUCAACUCCAACUGCUCGGGUUCGGCAUCGUAGACGUUCAAAUGAGGUUGUUCCAGAUGUUAGUAAAGCAAAUGGAAACUUACUUGUUGACGACCGCAACAAGUACAGGUCGAUGUGGAUUCGUGCAUACUCUUCCAUUUGGAUGAUUGGGGGCUUUGCAUUAAUUAUUUAUUUGGGCCAUCUUUGUAUUACUGCUAUGGUGGUUGUUAUCCAAAUCUAUAUGGCGAAAGAGUUGUUCAAUCUUCUAAGGAAAGCUCAUGAAGAUAGGCAUCUCCCAGGAUUCAGGCUGUUAAAUUGGCACUUUUUCUUCACUGCAAUGCUAUUUGUAUAUGGUCGCAUUCUCAGUCAACGACUUGUCAGUACUGUAACUCCAGACAAGUUUCUUUACCAGCUUGUUAGCAGCCUUAUCAAGUAUCAAAUGGUUAUUUGUUAUUCCCUUUAUAUCUCAGGUUUUGUGUGGUUCAUCCUUACAUUAAAGAAGAAGAUGUACAAAUAUCAAUUUGGCCAGUAUGCAUGGACACAUAUGAUUCUGAUUGUCGUGUUUACGCAAUCCUCUUUCACAGUUGCCAACAUUUUUGAAGGAAUUUUCUGGUUUCUUCUUCCAGCAACGCUUAUUGCUAUCAAUGAUAUUGCUGCAUAUUUCUUUGGGUUCUUUUUUGGAAGAACUCCAUUAAUCAAAUUAUCUCCAAAGAAAACUUGGGAGGGAUUCAUUGGAGCGUCCAUUACAACUAUCGUCUCUGCAUUUUUGUUAGCAAAUGUCAUGGGCCGUUAUCAGUGGCUGACAUGUCCGAGAAAGGAUUUAUCUACUGGUUGGCUUCAAUGUGAUCCUGGUCCAUUGUUUAAGCCAUACACUUUUAUCUUACCUGGAUGGGUUCCUCAAUGGUUUCCUUGGAAAGAAAUCUCUGUAUUACCAGUUCAAUGGCAUGCCCUAUGCCUUGGCUUAUUUGCAUCGAUCAUAGCACCUUUUGGAGGCUUCUUUGCUAGUGGUUUCAAAAGAGCUUUCAAAGUCAAGGAUUUUGGUGAUAGUAUUCCUGGGCAUGGUGGAAUUACAGACAGAAUGGAUUGUCAGAUGGUGAUGGCCGUAUUUGCAUACAUUUAUCAUCAGUCAUUCGUUGUGCCUCAAAGCGUCUCGGUUGAGGUGAUCUGGGACCAGAUAUUGGUGAACCUCAGUUUCGAAGAGCAACAAGCUCUGUACGUGAAGCUUAGAGACAUCUUGCAGGAGAGGUUGCUAGGACAGUCGUAAGCUCCGCGUGGAUGGUGAUUGCGCUCUCUAGAUGAACGUCUCGACAGAUAGUAGAAAAUGUCAUUGUAAGUUGUAUAUUGUGACGGGUUUUGAUUAUUCAAGUGAUUGCAAUCCUGCUUGAUUAUUUAGGUGGACGCGUUUCUAUGCGUGCUCGCCGUGUAUAGUUUUUGCUUUGGUUGCUUUUUCUAUUUACAGUAUAUGACUGACUCCAGAUGGAAAAAUGUGUGAGUUUUUCCACCACAGAUUCAGAGAAAGGACGUUUUCUUUAUUCUUCGAUCUUGUUGGGGAUGUAAUCUCAAAAUAAAAUAAUAAUUUGUCGACUUUUUCUCUUUUUGGGGAUGUGACUUGCUUGUCUCUUUCUGCAUAUUUGAUUAUAUCACCAUCUAUGGUGCA